GUGGCUCGUCCGUGUUGCCCACGCCGGACCCUACACUCUCUCCCCUCAGCUCCGUAUAAACUCUCUUCGCCGCCCACAUAUUGAUCCGAAACUCGAGUAGAACACUUUUGGGCGCGCACUUCGGCUACUCCAACCGGGUCCAUUCUCAAUACCCCACUCGAGAAGCCGAGCUCGAAUCGAGAGGCUCGACGUCGCCGAGAAUGCUCGAAGGGAAAGCGGUGAUCGGCGAGACGGACAUGUUUCGGGCCAUGCAGCAGCACGCGCUGGAUUUGGCUUCCAAGGCUCUCGACCACUACGACGUCACGGAAGCCACCGACAUCGCCCGCUUCAUCAAGCAGGAGUUCGACAGGACGUACGGGCCGGGAUGGCAGUGCAUAGUGGGGACGGACUUCGGGUCCUUCGUGACGCACCGGUUCGGGUGUUUCAUCUACUUCUGCAUCGGAAGCCUGGCCAUCCUGUUGUUCCGGGGUUCUGCAGGAGCUGACGCGCCUGAUGCGAACCAGUUCGUGACCAGCAUAGAGAGCGCCAAAGCUUAGCUCUGGGCAUUUUCUAUUCUCUUCUUUUUGGGCAUCCUGACGUUUCUCGUGUCCUUCCGGGGGUUGUACAAAAAUAAAUUUGUUUUUGUUGUUUCCGUAUAUUCAUCGACUCCAUAUUAAUUCCAGGAUUCUUGUCCCA
Messenger RNA from Syzygium oleosum, 675 nucleotides. RefSeq lists its product as uncharacterized. Bases 201 to 536 code for a protein of 111 amino acids. The record is from RefSeq and is a predicted model, not a curated record. Gene Ontology annotation, cellular component: dynein complex. Gene Ontology annotation, biological process: microtubule-based process. Gene Ontology annotation, molecular function: dynein intermediate chain binding; dynein light intermediate chain binding. The transcript is spliced from 2 exons. Lineage: Eukaryota; Viridiplantae; Streptophyta; Magnoliopsida; Myrtales; Myrtaceae.